AUGGCUGUUCUCGAGCCUUACAAGGGUGGCUAUUAUCUCUGGAAGUACAUACCGUCUCUUGCGGCGGCGGUCAUAUUUUUGUUACUUUUUAUUGCUGUGACGGUAUAUCAUUCAUGGAAGCUCUACAAAACAAAAGCACGCUUCUGCAUUGCGUUCGUCAUUGGUGGAAUAUUUGAGAUUAUUGGAUACAUUGCUAGAGCAGCCGCCCACAACAAGACAGGGUCGCUUAUGCCCUACUCCAUACAGAGCGUAUUCUUGCUCCUUGGACCAACACUAUUUGCGGCAUCCGUCUACAUGGCUCUGGGCCGAAUCAUCCGCUGCGUACGUGCAGAGAAAUAUUCUCUGAUUCGAAUCAACUGGCUCACCAAGGUCUUUGUCAUGGGUGACGUCCUCUCAUUUUUGGUGCAAGGUGGAGCCUCCGGCUUAAUGGUAUCGGGCAACAAUGCAAAACUGGGCUCCAACAUUGUUGUGGCCGGUCUCGUCAUUCAAGUUCUCAUGUUCUGCUUCUUCAUUGUCACCUCGGUGGCAUUCCAAGUUCGCAUGAAUCGAUGCCCGACUCCCGAGUCUUUUGAUGAGCGGUUCAAGUGGAAGAGCCAUCUUCGAGUGCUCCAUGCCAUCAGCUUGUUGAUCUUAGUUCGAAGCCUUUUCCGUGUUGUUGAAUAUGUGCAGGGCAAUGAUGGAUAUUCAUUGACGCAUGAGUGGACUCUCUAUGUGUUUGACUCCACGUUGAUGUUUGCGGUUAUGCUUAUUUGGGCAAUUUGGUACCCCGGGGACCUACAAGGAUUCCUCAAACAGAACCUGCCCCUCACCAGUCUAGGGAGCUUUGGUCGGGAUGUGGAGUCUAGACAGGACUAUAAUACUUAA
This is a messenger RNA of Penicillium cataractarum, 864 nucleotides long. RefSeq names its product RTA1 domain-containing protein. Gene Ontology annotation, cellular component: membrane. Lineage: Eukaryota; Fungi; Ascomycota; Eurotiomycetes; Eurotiales; Aspergillaceae. The transcript has 2 exons. The coding region runs from base 1 to 864 and encodes 287 amino acids. The record is from RefSeq and is a predicted model, not a curated record.